Molecule: messenger RNA, 1307 nt
Organism: Asparagus officinalis (garden asparagus)
Lineage: Eukaryota; Viridiplantae; Streptophyta; Magnoliopsida; Asparagales; Asparagaceae
Product: E3 ubiquitin-protein ligase MIEL1-like
Exons: 12
Coding region: 72-911 (279 amino acids)
Biological process (GO): protein ubiquitination; ubiquitin-dependent protein catabolic process
Cellular component (GO): nucleus
Molecular function (GO): zinc ion binding; ubiquitin protein ligase activity
Source: RefSeq, a predicted model, not a curated record
AAAGACUCGCCUCUUUUUUCUCUUCCCCAGCAUCUUUGCUUUCGCUCCUCUCUCUCUCUCAACUGAAGACUAUGGAGGUUAAAUCUAUGCCCAGCUCCGUACAAGAGAAGAGCUCCGUUGAUUUGGGAAAUGACCAAUUUGGAUGUGCGCAUUAUAAGAGGAGGUGCAGGAUAAGGGCACCUUGCUGUAAUGAGAUCUUUUAUUGCAGGCAUUGCCAUAACGAGGCUAAGAAUUGUCUGGAUGUUGAUCAAGUGGAGCGGCAUGAGAUUCCUCGCCAUGAUGUGAAGAAGGUUAUCUGUACUCUAUGUGACACCGAACAAAAUGUCAGGCAGAAUUGCUCAAUUGUGGGCAUGGGAAAAUACUUCUGUGAAAAAUGCAAUUUUUUUGACGAUGAUGUAUCAAAAAAUCAGUAUCAUUGUGAUGGAUGUGGAAUCUGCAGAACUGGAGGAAAGGAGAACUUCUUUCAUUGUGAUCGUUGUGGAUGUUGCUAUAGCCAAAUCCUUAAGGAUUCUCACCAAUGUGUAGAAAGAGCAAUGCACCACAACUGCCCUAUUUGUUUCGAAUUUCUUUUUGAUUCGACGAGAGACAUCAGCGUUCUGCCAUGCGGCCAUACAAUACAUUUAGAAUGUUUGAGGGAAAUGGAGCAGCAUUUUCUACUCUCAUGCCCUCUUUGCUCUAAAUCAAUAUGCGACAUGUCUAGCGUAUGGGAAAAACUAGAUAAGGAGGUUGCUUCAACACCAAUGCCUGUAAUGUACAGGAACAAGAUGGUUUGGAUUCUUUGCAAUGAUUGUGGUACUGAAUCAAAUGUCCAUUUCCACACUGUUGCUCAUAAAUGUCCAGGCUGCAGUUCUUAUAAUACGCGGCAGAUAAGGGGGGUUUCUGCUGCAUGUGUUAGAAAUUUGAGAGAUUAAGGAGCAAAUGGUCCCGAGAUUACAAAGAGUUGAUUUACAUUUUCCAGGCAAUAUGAUACUCCGCAAGAACAGAACUCUUCAAUUGCUCCCAUGAAAGAACUUGAGGUUUGAGAUUAAGGAGAAGAGAUGUGAUAUAUUCAGCCAAUAAAUGGUGAACAAAAGCUCAACCCUGCACAUUCUUAAGGUGAAGUCCACGGAGAGUGAAUCUAUAUUGUUCCUAAAUACAUAUGGAUAUAGGAUGAAAUUUAGAGUUCUUUAUUCCUUCUCUACUCUUGUUCAUCUUGUUAGUUGCUCUCUGAAGCAUGUUAUGAUGGAAAUCCUAAGAUAUAAAGAUGCAACUUAUCGGUUCCCACUUCAGUUUAUGUCAAUUAUCAAAGAUCAUUCAAUCUGUGCAAA